Molecule: messenger RNA, 579 nt
Organism: Dracunculus medinensis (Guinea worm)
Lineage: Eukaryota; Metazoa; Nematoda; Chromadorea; Rhabditida; Dracunculidae
Source: the annotation of a GenBank genome assembly
AUGCCUCGAAUUAAAAGCGUUCAUUCGAAGGUAUACAAAUGCCCUCGUCGUCCUUUUGAGAAAGAGCGAUUAUAUCAGGAAUUGAAAUUGAUUGGCGAGUUUGGUUUGCGAAAUAAACGUGAGGUUUGGCGGGUAAAAUACACUCUUGCGAAAAUCCGUAAAGCAGCGCGCACACUUUUAACUUUAGAAGAAAAGGAUCCUAAACGGUUAUUCGAAGGUAACGCUUUACUCCGGCGAUUAGUGCGGAUCGGUGUACUGCCAGAAGAUCGUAUGAAAUUGGAUUAUGUCUUAGGCCUUCGUGUUGAAGAUUUUUUUGAACGUCGACUUCAGACUCAAGUAUUUAAACUUGGUCUUGCUAAAUCUAUUCAUCAUGCUCGAGUAUUAAUUCGUCAAAAACAUAUAAGAGUACGUCGUCAGAUUGUGAAUGUCCCAUCGUUUAUAGUUCGUCUUGAUUCGCAGAAGCACAUUGAUUUUUCACUGAAAUCACCAUUUGGUGGUGGAAGAGCUGGUCGUGUAAAGAGACGCAAUGCCAAGAAAGGUGCAGGAGGUGAUGGAGAAGAAAGUGAAGGUGACGAAUGA